AUGAAUCAGAAAAACAAUUUUCGGAAGUUGGAAUUUUUUCCGUUAAAAACUGUGGAACGCUUAGAGAAAAUGGACAAAUUAAUAGUGGAGAACAAAAUCAAUCGUAAAGCGUUGAUUACUCAACUAUCACAAAUAGGAGGAACAGACAUCAAAUCCCUUACAUUUAAUAUAUUGCGAAGAACUUUAAGUGAUCCAGUUUCAAGCUUAUUUAGUUACGUUGGUGGGAAAAAAAAACGUUCCUUCUUUGAUUUGCAUUUAAGAAGUAUUAUAUUUGGUGCUGUACGAAUUUAUUUCCCCGACGCAACUGAACAAAUUAUUUCAGUGCCUGUUAAGUCUUGGUUAAGACAUGCAUCAGAACGUAACGAAAGAAAUGUGAAUAAAAUGAAAAAUGUGGAACAUGUUUCGGAACAAGAUGACCAAGAUGACGCUAGUUUAUCGGAUUAAGCCAAAUAUUCAUGUUGUUUGAUGUUAUUUUUGAUAUAUUCUAUUCGAUAUCUAUUACGGGUCCCAGAAGCAUCAGCCGGAUUUAGACAAGAUUAUUUUAGAGCGAAGUUGGAAGAACAACCUCUCGAAGAUCAUCAUCACGCUGGUAGCGUAGAAAAAUAGCAAGUAGGUUCUUGGAGUAGCGCGAAUUGAUGACAGGCUGUAUUCGACGGUCGGUUGUCAUCCGACGCGAUGCAAUAAAUAUGAGGAAUGCGACAAUCCAGAGGAGUACCUGAAGUCGUUGUCGGACCUGUCGUUAAAUAACAAGGACAAGAUCGUCGCGAUCGGCGAGAUGGACUUGGAUUACGACAGGUUGAAUUUCUGUCCUAAGGAGACCCAGAAGAAGUAUUUCGAGCUGCAAUUGUUGUGCUCGACGUUAGAGCUACCAAUGUUCCUGCACUGCCAGCGAUGACUUCGUUCGAAUCCUAAGGAAGCACUAAAGCGAAUUGACGCCUGUUGUUGUGCACUCCUUCGAUGAUAAUCCUGAAGAUGCGAAUUUUAUACUACAAGUAAGCUUGUAUUUAAAUAAUAAAGAUUAAGAUUGAGAUACAA
Messenger RNA from Solenopsis invicta (red fire ant), 1035 nucleotides. RefSeq lists its product as uncharacterized. The transcript is spliced from 4 exons. The record is from RefSeq and is a predicted model, not a curated record. Bases 1 to 444 code for a protein of 147 amino acids. NCBI's taxonomy places the organism in Eukaryota, Metazoa, Arthropoda, Insecta, Hymenoptera, Formicidae.